UUAAAGGCACGACAAGACCUACAACACAUGAACAUUAAACGAGAGUUGCAUCCACAAAAAAAACCUAAUGAUAAGUAUUAUCUGCCACCUGCUUCCUAUAACCUAUCUAAAGAAGGGAAGCAACAAUUUUGCAAAGUCCUUCAUGGUGCAAGGGGUCCGAAUGGGUUUUCAGGAAACAUCUCAAGAUGUGCAAAUGUUGUUCAAGGGAGAAUCUCAGGCCUUAAAAGUCAUGAUUGUCAUAUACUAAUGCAACACUUUCUACCACUUGCUAUUCGAGGUCUACUCCCAGAUCAUGUCACAUCUGUGUUGUUCGACCUGUGUGGGUAUUUUAGAGAAGUGAGUGCAAAAGUCCUAUACAUCAGCGAUCUUGAGAAGUUGGAGGAGCGAAUCAUAAUGACAUUAUGUCAUAUGGAGAGAAUAUUCCCACCAGGUUGGUCCAGUGUGCUACCGUUCGAUGUGGUUUGUGGAAAGGUAUAUAGGUAAGCUGAAGUCAAAUGUCCGUAACAAAGCUCGUCCUGAAGGAUCUAUCGCUGAAGCAUUUUUGGCAAAUGAGUGCAUGACAUUCUGUUCAAGAUAUAUUGUCGGUUUUGAGACCAAACAUAACUUGCUUUCGCAGAAUGAAGAUAACGACGAGUGGGUUGGGCAUCAUGAUAUUGCACAUGGAUCAAGAUUAUUUCCACAUUCUGGCAAUCCACUUGGAAAGCCUAGGAAUUAUGUACUAAGCGGUGUGGCAAAAGUACAGGCACAUAGAUAUGUCUUGUUCAAUUGCUCUGAUGUGAAUUCAUACCUUAGGGCUCAUGCUGAUGAGAUCACUAAUGGACGCAAUUUAAACCCUGAUGUUGUCGAGAGGAUUCAAAAUGAUAAGUUCCACGAAUGGUUCCAAGCUCAUAUAAAGAAAUUGGAGAAGGAAAAUGGCAUCCACAACAUUGAAAAGGAUAUUAGAUUGCUCGCCCGGGGCCCAGUUAAUGCAGCCAAAACAUAUUGCGCUUUCAACUCCCGAGGCUACCAUUUUAGGCCUAAACGCUUGGAUAAAGAGACACAAAAUAGUGGAGUCAUGGUAACUGCAAAAACUUCUAGUUAUGCUUCAGCACAUGAUGCCAAUCCUGUUUUACAUUGUGACGUCCGGAUACUUAGGCUACAGUAA
Messenger RNA from Triticum aestivum (bread wheat), 1144 nucleotides. RefSeq lists its product as uncharacterized. Lineage: Eukaryota; Viridiplantae; Streptophyta; Magnoliopsida; Poales; Poaceae. The transcript has 4 exons. The record is from RefSeq and is a predicted model, not a curated record. Bases 455 to 1144 code for a protein of 229 amino acids.